This is a messenger RNA of Girardinichthys multiradiatus, 4196 nucleotides long. Its product is annotated as amyloid-beta A4 precursor protein-binding family A member 1-like. The transcript is spliced from 13 exons. The record is from RefSeq and is a predicted model, not a curated record. Gene Ontology annotation, biological process: chemical synaptic transmission. Gene Ontology annotation, molecular function: protein binding; amyloid-beta binding. The coding region runs from base 392 to 3790 and encodes 1132 amino acids. Gene Ontology annotation, cellular component: cytoplasm; dendritic spine; plasma membrane. NCBI's taxonomy places the organism in Eukaryota, Metazoa, Chordata, Actinopteri, Cyprinodontiformes, Goodeidae.
AGCGGCGGAUUUCGGCACUGUGUCGCAGGACUCUGCAGGUUGCUGCUGCUGAUGGUGUAGGCGGGUCGGAACCGCCGCACAGAGCUGUUUGUUUGCGCAACCAGCAGCAUCAGCUGCGCUCCUAAAGGCGCUUUGUGCCUUGUUAAUCCGCUCUGAUGUCACGGUGCAGAGGGAGGGGGCUGAGCUUUCCGCUUUAAUCCGAGCAGGUUGUCCGGAGGAGGGAGCAAACCGAGCCGAUCCGAGCCGAGCCGGGCGCGGACAGGACAGAGGGACGAUGUGGACACCGGAGCUGGGCCUCUCCUCGUCUAACAUAAAGGUUGUUCUGUGAGUGGCUUUCUUUAAAUGAUCUGAAAAGCUGUCCUGCAAGCCCGAGUCCAAUCACGUCCCAGCAAUGAGUCAAAAGUGUCAGGAAGAUGCCACGGGGGAAGCAGGCGAGGAGCAGAUGGAAGCCUCUGUGGCUCCAAGGACUAGGCAGUCCAAUGGAACCACCGGAGAACCGCCUGUACGUCGUUCCUGGAGGCCAUGUCAGAUGCAAAACCAGGAUGGGGAAAUCACUCCUUACCAUCACCACCGUCAUCAUCAUCACUCUACACAUCACCACCACCACCCUUCAGGACGCGGACCUCCUCGUCACCGCCGGCGGCCUCCGUCGGAGCAAGGUCAGAGCCCAGGCCAGGCUCAUAGCCCUGGUGUGGCCUCGGCAGUCGUCUAUACCAGGUCAGAUGGGGCAGAGAGUCAGGAUGCGGAGCACCGUCCAGUGCCACAACACCGCCCUGCCGUUACCCGCUAUCGCCGCCAUGGUGACCCAAACCCCAGACUUAGGAAUCACAGACAGCAGCAGCAGUUUAGAGAAAUCCAGGAAUCUCCGUCUGGUGUUGGAGAGAGAGAAGGCCCAGCAGAAAUACGAGAGCAGGAAGGCUCUUUUGUUGAUCCUGCAAUGAACCAAUCACAAGACAAAGGAUUUCCUCAUCAGACACCAGAUGGUGUUCUUACUCCUGCCCACCUCUCUAUUGGUCUUGUAAUGGACGACGUGCAGCUUCAGCCCCAACAUACUCCGGCUGAAGCUGAAGAAGACCACCAUGAGUACAAAGCAGACCAUGAAGAGGAAUCAAAGGAAGUCAAAGAUAACAAAGAACAAGAAGUAGAGGAUGAUGGAAACUUUCACCUAACAGCAGGCAACCCAAGCUGUAGCCACAAUGAAAUAGCAGAAGAAGUUGAAAGGGUGGAGGAGGACCGGAAGGACAUCAUGGAGAAUGUAGAAGAGGAUCCUACUGCUCAGGGAAGUGAAAUUACAGAUCUCUGCUCGGACACAGAGAGCGCCGCUUCGCUCAGUAUGGACGGACCACUCCACAGCCCACCUCCUUUACAGUCACCAACUCCUCCCUCCUCUCCUGAAGUUCCACCUUUUCCCCAGCUGGACCACUUUAGCGAGGACAUCAGUAUGAGCUCAUUACCUGACAAAAACCCUUUACCUGAAGAAGAGGAAGAGGACUGCUCUGAAUCCUGUUCGCUGUCUCACUCAACUUCUUGCUCUGAGUCUCACCCGAAAACCUAUGCAGAAUUUUACACAGAGUCCCACCAGAAAACAUACACAGAGCCCAUCUUUGAGUCGUAUUCAGAGCCUAAAUGUCAUCCAAACUCUUUUCCUGAGCCCCUUAUGACCUCCUACCCUGAACUGCAACGGGAACCUUGUCGCCAAUCUGGUCGGAGAACUGAAUCUAACAAAGCCCAGCAAGAGUCCCAGCAGGAGUCCUUUGUCGGACAUAGACUGAAGAAUGUUCAAAAAAGGGCUCCAUCCUCCCCCACAGAGAGUUGCCACCACACUCCAAGGCAGAGUAGGGAUCGUGGGUCACGUCCCUUCCCUAUAGACCGCUCUAUUGGCUGCCGGUUGCACCAUUAUGAUGGGCAGUCCGACAGCGAGGGUGACGAUGCUGAUAAAAGCCCUCUUUCAAAGACUGGUAGGCUAGCAUCUAGACAGCCACAAACCCAAUCUAAGACCCAGUCACCUGGACCGGCUGGUUUGGGUGAAGCCCAGAAUGAGCGGAAUUUGGCGGGUCUCCAAGGGGAUGUUCCAAAGGGCUCAGGAGAUGCCAUCAGCCUGGCGAUUAAAGACAUCAAAGAGGCUAUUGAGGGAGUGAAGACCAAAACGGUGCGCUCCCCCUACACACCAGAUCAACCGGUGGAGCCGAUCUGGGUGAUGAGACAGGAGAUCAGCCCAACAGAGGAAGCAUACCCAGUGCAAAGUACCGCUGGCUACACUUCUCCUCACUCCCCUUCCCAGUCUGCUUUGGAGUCUCCGUCCCGCUACUCCUCUGUUCCUGUUCGGGAUAAUAUCAGUCCUCUGAGGGCAGAGACAUCCAGAAACACACAGCAGCUUCAACACAACCAUCACCACCAUCAGGGCUACCAGUCACAGUCAAGGGCACCGCAGACAUACACACCUACGACGCCGACUCAGCCACAACCAAGUCAACGUCUGCAGCAACAGAAGAGUCCAGAGCAACCUUCUGCUCAUGCUCAGCCAUCCUCACCCCCUCAGAAAGCAUCCAUCCAGGAGAUUCGCCGAGCUCUUCCUCCAUUUCCCACGUUUGUGGACGUCCCAGGACCAUGCGACCCUGAAGACCUUAUUGACGGCAUCAUCUUUGCAGCGACCUACCUGGGCUGCACCCACCUGCUUUCAGAGAGGACGCCCACAAAGAGCGCCCGCAUGCAGCAGGCCCAGGAGGCCAUGAGCAGAGUCCGGGCUGCUCAGAAACAGGCGAAGAACAGGAAGAAGAGUCCAGACAGCGAGACUCCGUCCACAGCUGAAGUCGACCUGUUCAUGUCCACACAGAGGAUCAAAGUCCUCAAUGCAGACACGCAGGAGGCUUUAAUGGACCUGCCGUUGAGGACCAUAUCUUACAUAGCUGACAUCGGCAACAUGGUGGUUCUGAUGGCGAGGGGCAAGAUGGUGAGGUCCCACAGCGCUCAGGAAAACCUGGACCAAACAUCUGAGCAGACAGACAUGAACCACGAUGACAGGAGGAUGUACAGGAUGAUCUGCCACGUCUUCGAGUCUGAGGAUGCCCAGCUCAUUGCUCAGUCCAUCGGGCAGUCCUUUAGUGUGGCCUACCAGGAGUUCCUCAGGGCGAACGGCAUCGACCCCGAGGACCUGAGCCAGAGGGAGUACAGCGACCUGCUCAACACUCAGGACAUGUACAACGACGACUUGAUCCACUUCUCCAAGUCUGAGAACUGCAGAGAUGUUUAUAUUGAGAAGCAGAAAGGUGAGAUCCUGGGGGUGGUGAUAGUAGAGUCAGGAUGGGGGUCCAUCCUCCCCACCGUCAUCAUUGCCAGCCUGAUGCACGGCGGGCCGGCCGAGAAGUCCGGCAGGCUCAACAUCGGAGAUCAAAUCAUGACCAUAAACGGGACAAGCUUAGUGGGUUUACCUCUCAGCACCUGCCAGAGCAUCAUCAAGGGUCUAAAAUCUCAGUCGAGAAUCAAGAUGAACAUCGUCAGGUGUCCUCCAGUUACCAUGGUGCUCAUCCGAAGGCCGGACCUCAGAUAUCAGCUCGGCUUCAGUGUCCAGAACGGGAUUAUCUGCAGCCUGAUGAGAGGAGGCAUCGCCGAGCGAGGGGGUGUCCGAGUUGGGCACCGCAUCAUAGAGAUCAAUGGGCAGAGUGUCGUGGCGACUCCUCACGAGAAGAUUGUACAGAUCCUGUCCAACGCCAUGGGAGAGAUCCACAUGAAGACGAUGCCUGCAGCCAUGUACCGUCUGCUGACUGCGCAGGAACAACCUGUCUACAUCUGAACGCAGCAUCACUCAGUUGGUCCUUUCUACUGCCCCACCCUGCCCUCCGCUUUUACUUUAAUGCCCGCUCCCCGCCUCCUUCUGUCCUGGUCGGUAUCACUCCACUUGCCUUAAUCUGUACAGCUGACUGUCGUGGAAAUUGUGCACAUCUCCGGUGUGACAGCAGAAGGCAAAUCGUCUCACUUUAGGCCGAGUGUUAAUGUGACAUUUUGAGUUCGACCAAAGAUAAUUUGUGGGUUUUUCUUGUGUAUAUUUAGGUUGCAAACAGAUAUAAGAUCUGGUUGAAUAGCUGUAAUAUCUGAAUGUAUCUCAAUUAUGAUGGACCUAUAAUAUAGAGACCUUUUGCAGUGAAGGGAAAGAUGAAUGCAUGUACUAUUCUGCAGAAUAAAUGUAUGAAAAUACAACA